AUGGAUGUUGUACCCAAGUGUGAGAUUAUUCAGGAACUGGAUAUUCUUGUUGACCACUUGAGCGGUGAAAAUAAAGCAUUCUUUUUCCCUGUUACCAUAAGGCUUCCUAUUGGUCCGCAUAGAGUCAUAUGGUUCGUUUUCAACAUUCAAGUGGCCAACAAGAAUCUACAGCUUCUACACAAUCUCACUCUUGGCUACAAUAUUCAUGACAACUGUAUGAGUGAACGUGGCACUUCAGAUGCCUUGUUGGACAUGCUUUCUACUGGAGAAGGCAAUGUUCCCAACUACAGUUGUGGAAGGAUAGACAAUCUUUUGGCUCUUCUUGAUGCAGCUUACGGGGACAUCUCCAUCCAGAUGUCAACUUUAGUAGGCAUCUAUAAAGUCCCACAGGUCUGGCCUCAGAAGGAUAAUGUAGCACUUGGGGAUGAAGAUACAACCCAACAGACCAGCACUGGAGGCCAGGAUGGAGAAGACCUGAACAGCUAUCAUGUAUUUCCCUUUGGUGCUCAGGAGAUCAACCAGGAUCUCCAGCUGUUACAUAAAAUCUCCCUGGGCUACAACAUCUAUGGCAGCUAUUUCAGCACUAUCAUGACUUCGGAUACCCUGCUGGAUUUGCUUUCUACUGGCAAGACAAAUAUUCCAAACUACAGAUGUGGAAGACAUAAGAGACCCUUGGUCAUCUUUGAUGGGUCCAAAACUGAAAUCUCCAUCCAGAUAGUAGAUAUGCUGGGCAUAUAUAAAAUUCUGCAGGUCAGUUUUACUUUUGUUCCACAGGCUUUGAGUGACAAAUAUCUCUUCCCUUUUCUCUACCAAAUGGUCCCCAAAGAAGGAGUUCAGUACCCCACAAUCAUCAAACUGCUCCACCAUUUCAGGUGGACCUUGUGGACACAAGUCAAUGUCUUUGUUUACUCAGUGGAGAUGGAUUCCUUCACAACAGGAAUAAUGAUUAUGCAGAAAAUAGCUGAAAUCUGCACAAAAGCCACAACUGGAAAGUCCANCGAGCAGGCGGCGCUGCUGCGAAGGAAGAGCGUCAACACGACCGAGUGCGUCCCGGUGCCCAGCUCCGAGCAUGUGGCCGAGAUCGUGGGCCGGCAGGGUUGCAAAAUCAAGGCCCUGAGAGCCAAAACCAAUACGUACAUCAAGACCCCCGUGCGUGGAGAAGAGCCUGUUUUCGUGGUCACCGGCCGCAAAGAAGACGUCGCCAUGGCCAAAAGGGAAAUUCUUUCUGCUGCUGAGCACUUCUCCAUGAUAAGAGCUUCGCGCAACAAGAAUGGCCCUGCUCUGGGAGGCCUGCCUUGUAACCCCAACCUGCCAGGCCAGACUACAGUCCAGGUCAGGGUGCCUUACCGUGUCGUCGGGCUGGUGGUUGGCCCCAAAGGCGCUACGAUCAAAAGAAUUCAGCAGCAAACCCAUACCUACAUAGUUACUCCCAGUAGAGACAAAGAGCCAGUUUUUGAAGUAACCGGCAUGCCGGAAAAUGUAGACCGGGCCCGGGAAGAGAUAGAGAUGCACAUCGCCAUGCGCACUGGAAACUACAUUGAGCUCAACGAAGAAAACGAUUUCCAUUACAACGGUACAGAUGUCAGUUUUGAAGGAGGAACCCUUGGAUCUGCCUGGCUUACUUCCCACCCAGUCCCACCUCCCAGUCGCACCCGGAUGAUUUCCAAUUACAGAAACGACAGCUCCAGUUCCCUAGGAAGUGGUUCCACCGACUCCUACUUUGGAAGCAAUAGGUUGGCUGACUUCAGCCCGACCAGUCCAUUCAGCACUGGCAAUUUUUGGUUUGGAGAGACCUUGCCUUCCGUGGGGGCAGAGGAUCUGGCCGUCGACUCUCCUGCCUACGAUUCCUUGCCCACCCCUUCUCAGACCAUCUGGACCCCUUUCGAACCCGUCAACCCACUCUCCAGUUUUGGUAGCGAACCCGCUAGUAAUGUGAAAUCUCCGCGGAAAGGGAGCCAGCCCUCCACCCCUCGCUUGUCACCGACGUUUCCCGAGACCUUGGAACACCCCCUCGCCCGCAGAGUGAGAAGCGACCCUCCCAGCACCGUCAACCAGGUUGGCCUUCCCAUCUAUAUCCCUGCCUUUUCCAACGGUACCAACAGCUACUCUUCUUCCAACGGUGGCUCCACAUCUAGUUCCCCUCCGGAGUUAAGACGGAAGCACGACUGCGUGAUCUGUUUUGAGAACGAAGUAAUCGCUGCCUUGGUUCCAUGUGGCCACAACCUUUUCUGCAUGGAGUGCGCCAACAAGAUCUGUGAAAAAGAAGCACCAUCGUGUCCAGUUUGCCAGACAGCUGUUACUCAGGCGAUUCAAAUUCACUCUUAAAUGUAUAGAGAUAUUAUAUAUGGACUUUUUAAACUCUUAAAGGCUUGGAUGUAAUGGUACCCCCCUAAGUAAACUUAUAAUGAACUCAGACUGUUACGGGGCUUUCUUGAGAUUAGGCUAACAGUUGUUUGAAAAGCAUGUACUCUUUUCAAAAAAGAAAAAAAAACACAAAAACCAGGCUUGUUCAGUUAACCUUAUAGGCCUAAAGCCAAUCUUUUUUCCAUUUUGGUUGCAGCUGCCGUACCUCUAACAAAGUCCUAGAAGGAAGCCGUGGUGUUUUUUUGGGGAGGCCUUAGGGCCUUCGAUCUGUUUUUCAGAGGGGGAGCGUACAGUGAGCACUUGCAGUCUGCCCAGAACUUGACAAAAGUAUUUCUAAUAACUGCAGUGAAAGCGAAGUCCCGUGUAGUCCUUGAGCGUAGAAACUCUUAACGGGAGGGGGGGAUAAACGGUGCAAAGGAUCAUGAAUGUUUCAAAAUAACUUCCAGUGCUGCCUUCUUUACACUGCCAGUUUUUUUCAGAGCAGGUUUGGGGGGGGGGAUGCUUUCAUUCCCCCCCCACCCCAUUCUCCUUUACACAACAAUAACAGGCUUCAUUUACCUAACGUUGCAAAUAAUUUUACCGCCUGCCGGAUUGGUUUCCUGGCCAUUCGAGCGAGGGGUGUCGCCUAAGCGAGAAGUUUUUAUUAAGCCGUUGGUGGUUCGCGGAGGACCGUCCAAAGGGGCGGAUGGAGGAGGAGCCUCCUCUUCUCAUCCUGUAUGCAAAUUGAGGCAUCUUUAAGCGAAUCAGGAAUGUGUGGGUCUUCCAUUACUGAAGCCUGGAAAAGCCUUCUUUGUUUCAAAUCAUUGCCAAGGGACACGGGAGCUCCAGCCCCGGACAUGUAGCAGUUUGGUUAUUUAUUGGCGGGGAGUAUCUUAGACAAUGCUCCUUACGCGUGAAUUGCUACUCCCUUCCAUUGUGUCUAGAAUGAGGAUGCUGACAUUCCAUUGGCUCAUGCGAUGAAGAUGUUCUUAAAUUUAACUAUUUUAGCAAAUAUCAAGAGUGUAAGAAAAUGUGAAUCAUUUUUUUAUGUUACAACCACGACUUGCACAUGAUGUGAAACUUGUCUUUUUUUUUGUUUUUCUUUUAAUCACACGGGGAGGAAGAGGAAGGAGUAACAUCCACGUUUUUUGUAUCAUUCAGUGAUAAAUAGCAGUGACAGACUCAGCAAAACGGUUUAUUUCAUUUCAAAACUACGCUUCCCUCUAUCAAGGAAAAACAAUUGACCUCUGUUGAUUUCUCUAAUGUACAUUUCAGCCUGUGGAUGUUUCUCCUUCCAGCACUUCACCCUCAGAAUUUCCCCGUUUUUAAAAGAACACUCAGACGUUCUGAUGGGUUUCAUUUUUCUUCUUCUUCCUCUUUCUCUCUUUCUCCUUUAAAAAAAAAAGCACUUCUCUAUCUGUCCUUCCUUUGGUUCCCUCUCUUUUUUGAGCAAUAUCUUCCCAAGAUGAAAUAAUGUUUUCUCAGAAUAGCAAAUUCUACGUGUAUUGAACUAGUGAAUAUACAGAAAUCUUUAUUUUUUAUUUUCCACUUGAAAGAGUUACAUUUCGUAUAUUAAAAAAAAAAAAAGUUUA
This is a messenger RNA of Thamnophis sirtalis, 3935 nucleotides long. The record is from RefSeq and is a predicted model, not a curated record. Lineage: Eukaryota; Metazoa; Chordata; Lepidosauria; Squamata; Natricidae.